UUCUACACUUCGAUCUGUUGAGGAUGCUGCGUCUCCGCCGCCGAGCAGGGAGCGUCUCUUCCGCAAAGGUCACCCGCGAUGAAACGGGGCUACGAGCGGCGGAGGGAGAGAUUGGAUCCAUUCCUCACACCGACUUGACAUUUGUUUCCACAGUAGCAGACGUUGCGUUUAUCGCACAUUCGCCAUUUCUCCACAUUGCGACUUUGCUUCAACUUUUUCCUCCGUUGCCACCUGAAGGUGCACACGGUUACCAGAGCGACACGGUCGCAGGAGGAUGCCAUUCAUUUGAAACGUGUCGUGGGUGUAGUGUUAGAAUGGAGCAGCGACUUCGGCGGCCGCCAUCGGGCCGUGAGCCUUUUGGACCAACUGACUGUGUUGAGAUUUCAAAUCAUGCCUUCGAAAACUGCCUCCGCCAAGCCCCGAGGGAAGGGGUCGCAGCCCCGGGAUGGGUCCGGGGACGAGCUGGAUGCCCCCCCACCAGAAAACAACCCCAACGGCGGAGAGGAGGCACCGCCGACAACUGAUCCGUCCCACGGGGAAGCUGCCGAGGCGGCGGAUCAGCGCAGUUUGGACGAGAUCCUCGGCAGCAUCCCUCCACCCCCGCCCCCUGCAAUGACCAAUGAACCGGGCGCUCCUCGCCUGAUGAUCACACAUCUAGUCAAUCGCAACUUUAAGUCGUACGCGGGCGAGCAGAUUCUGGGGCCUUUUCACAAGCGCUUUUCCUGCAUCAUUGGUCCAAAUGGGAGUGGGAAGUCCAAUGUGAUAGAUUCAAUGCUCUUUGUGUUUGGAUACAGAGCUCAAAAGAUCAGAUCGAAAAAGCUCUCAGUGCUGAUUCACAGCUCUGAUAAACACAAAGAUGUCCAAAGCUGCACUGUGGAGGUGCAUUUUCAAAAGAUCAUUGAUAAGGAAGGAGAUGACUACGAAGUUAUUCCCAACAGCAAGUUCUAUGUUUCCAGGACUGCCAACAAAGACAAUUCCUCAGCCUACCAUAUCAAUGGCAAGAAAGCCACAUUCAAAGAAGUGGGGGCUUUACUCCGAAGCCAUGGUAUAGACCUAGACCACAACAGAUUUCUGAUCUUACAGGGUGAGGUGGAGCAGAUUGCCAUGAUGAAGCCUAAAGGUCAGACGGAGCAUGACGAGGGCAUGCUGGAGUACCUGGAGGACAUCAUUGGCUCCUGCCGCCUGAAGGAGCCAAUCCAAACUCUGUCCCGCCGCAUUGAGCAGCUCAAUGAGCAGAGGGGAGAGAAGCUAAACCGAGUAAAGCUGGUGGAAAAGGAGAAGAAUGCUUUGGAGGGAGAAAGGAAGAAAGCAGUGGAGUUUCUCACCCUGGAGAAUGACAUUUUCAAACACAAGAGUCAGCUUUGCCAAUAUUAUGUCCAUGAUCUGCAUAAUCGUGUGGUGGAUAAAGAGCAAGAAAGGCAGAAGAUCUUGGAGGACACCAAGGAACUCACUGAGAAAAAUACAAAGAUAUCACAGGAAAUGGAGAAAAGGAACCAAGAACUCAAAAAUGUGGAGAAGAAACAAAAUAAGCUCAACAAGUACAUUGAGACCCAGAAGGAGAAGUUCACCCAGCUGGACCUGCAGGACGUUGAAGUGCGUGAGAAGAUUAAACACUCCAAGAGCAAGAACAAGAAACUGCAGAAGCAGCUGGAAAAGGACAAAGAAAAGCUGGAGGAAGUGCGCGGCGUACCAGCCAGCAGUGAAAAGGCGAUCUCUGAGGCAACAGUUCACAAGGAAGAGCUGGAGACGCAGAAGGUGAAAGAAGAGGACAAACUUAAAGAGGUCAUGGAGAGUCUGAAAGAAGAGACCAGUGGCUUGCAGCAGGACAAAGAGACCAAAGAGAAAGAACUAAUGGAACUCAGCAAGGCUGUAAAUGAGACCCGUUCCCGUAUGGAUCUGGCUCAGUCGGAACUCGACAUCUACCUUAGCCGCCACAACACGGCUGUGACGCAGCUCAACACGGCCAAGCAAACGCUUCAGACGACCUCUGACACUCUGCGAGAACGCCGUGCCGCCAUCAAAGACUUGGAGGUCAAGAUACCGCAGACAGAACAGGAGCUCAAGAAGGGUGAGGGAGAGUUGGAGCAUCUGAUGAAGAUGGAUAAUGACUCUAGAGAAGUGGUGAGGGAAAUGAGGCAGAAGGUUGACGAAGCCAAGAGUUCUCUGUCCUCCAACCGCAGUCGAGGAAAGGUCCUGGAUGCCCUCAUGCAGCAGAAGAGGCGUGGCACGAUCCCUGGCAUCUUUGGAAGAUUGGGCGACCUUGGAGCCAUAGAGGAGAAGUAUGAUGUGGCUAUUUCCUCCAGUUGUGGUGCUCUGGACAAUAUUGUGGUGGAUACCAUUGACACAGCUCAGAAAUGUGUCACGUUCCUCAAAGAACAGAACAUUGGGGUCGCCACCUUCAUCGGUCUGGACAAGAUGAAGGUGUGGGAGAAGAACAUGGCUCCCAUUCGCACCCCGGAGGACACCCCUCGUCUCUUUGACAUGGUGCGAGUGAAAGAUCAGAGUGUUCGACCGGCCUUUUACUUUGCCCUGAGGGACACCCUGGUGGCCCAGGACAUGGAGCAGGCCACACGAAUGGCCUUCCAGAAGGACAAGCGCUGGAGAGUGGUCACCCUGAAGGGGCAGAUUAUUGAGAUGGCUGGUACCAUGACCGGAGGAGGAAGAAUAAUGAAGGGCAGAAUGGGCUCUUCUAUCGGCACCGAGGUCUCCCAGGAGGAGCUGGAUCGUAUGGAGAGCAAGCUGAACGAGAAGGUGUCCACGCUGCAGGGCUGCCAGGAGAGGAAGCUGCAGAUCGAGGAGAACGUGCAGCGGCUCCGUCCGCAGCUCAGAGACAUGAAGAACACCCUGGAGAAAUACGCCAACAGCAUGACGAGUCUCGCUGACCAGGAAGCUCACAUGAAAGUUCAGAUCAAGGAGCUUGAGGCGAACGUGCUGGCUGCCGCCCCAGACAAGGCCAAACAGAAGCAGAUGGAGAAGAGCCUGGGGGCCUUUAAGAAAGACUACGAGGCUGCAUCCAGUAAGGCCGGGAAGGUGGAGAACGAGGUGAAGAGGCUCCACAACCUCAUCGUAGACAUUAACAGUCACAAGCUGAAGGCCCAGCAGGAUAAGCUGGACAAGGUCAACAAGGAGCUCGACGACUGCUCGUCCACCAUUACCAAGGCACAAGUAGCCAUAAAGACAGCCGGCCGCAACCUGAAAAAGUGUGAGGAGAGUGUGAACCGUGUGCAGCUCGAGCUGGAGGAGAACGAGAAGUCAAUGGCCGAGCUCACGGAUCUCCUGAAGAAACUGGAGGACGAGGCGGGUGAGAUCAUGAAGGCCUGUCAGGAGGCAGAGGCUGAACUCCCCGAGGUGCAGGAGCAGUACCAGGGGGUUCUGAAGGACAUCAAGGUCCUACAGCAGCAGGAACACGCCCUGCAGGAGGAGUCGCUGAGCGUCCGGCUCCGCAUCGAGCAGAUUGAGACCACCAUCGCUGAACACAACAACAAGAUCAAACACUGGCAGAAAGAGGCCAGCAAGUUGUCCCUCCAUACCGUUGAAGACAAACCAGCUGAGGAACUUCCUGUUCUCACUCCGGCUCAGCUCAAAGAAAUCUCUGAUCCCAAUGUGAUCAUCAACAAGAUGAUCACACUGGAGACCCAGUGCGCUCAGAUGAAGCCCAACCUCGGGGCCAUCGCGGAGUACAAGAAGAAGGAGGAGCUGUACCUGCAGCGAGUGGCUCAGCUGGACGAGAUCACCACAGAGAGGGAUCGAUUCAAGCGUGGCUACGAGGACCUGCGCAAACAGCGCCUCAACGAGUUCAUGACCGGCUUCAACAUUAUCACCAACAAGCUGAAGGAAAAUUACCAGAUGCUCACGCUGGGCGGCGACGCUGAGCUGGAGCUCGUGGACAGUUUGGACCCCUUCUCCGAGGGCAUCAUGUUCAGCGUUCGUCCUCCAAAGAAGAGCUGGAAAAAGAUCUUCAACCUGUCAGGUGGAGAAAAGACCCUCAGCUCUUUGGCUCUGGUCUUUGCGCUGCACCACUACAAGCCCACACCCCUCUACUUCAUGGACGAGAUAGACGCUGCUCUCGAUUUCAAGAAUGUCUCCAUCGUCGCCUGUUACAUUUAUGAGCAAACGAAGAACGCUCAGUUCAUCAUCAUCUCUCUGAGGAACAACAUGUUCGAGAUCGCUGAUCGGCUCAUCGGCAUCUACAAGACUCACAACACCACCAAGAGUGUGGGAAUCAAUCCCAAGACCAUCGUGUUCAAGGAGCACGAUGCCGUCACAGCUUAAACCUUGAGUCCGUCUUUUUCUGUUUUCUCUUCUCGCUCAUGUAAAUAUUUGUAUCUUGUCUUUAAAAAUGAAAUGCUGCUAUCAUUUAUUACUAUCUGAUCCAAUAAAAGUCUUUACCUUAA
Messenger RNA from Scophthalmus maximus (turbot), 4394 nucleotides. RefSeq names its product structural maintenance of chromosomes 4 (gene smc4). The record is from RefSeq and is a predicted model, not a curated record. NCBI's taxonomy places the organism in Eukaryota, Metazoa, Chordata, Actinopteri, Pleuronectiformes, Scophthalmidae. Gene Ontology annotation, cellular component: chromosome. The transcript has 24 exons. The coding region runs from base 391 to 4272 and encodes 1293 amino acids. Gene Ontology annotation, molecular function: protein binding; ATP binding; ATP hydrolysis activity. Gene Ontology annotation, biological process: mitotic chromosome condensation.